GCCUGGUCAACCCCCGCAGGGUUCCCGGAUGUGCUUUCCCAGCCUCCAUCUUCUAAGUCUUGGAAGGCAUUUUGUGAGGAGGCGCGAUCUAGGUCAGCCGAGGGAAGUCUUAGAUCCAACCAGUUCUCAAGAAAAGGCAGGCGCGCCACCCCGAGGGCCUAGGAGUCUUCUGGCGACAGAGGAGGCUGAACCGGGGCUGCAGCCAGGGAGGCGGCACUGGGCUUCCUGGGGAGCCCGUCACAGGCAGGGCCUAUUCACGACGCAGGAAGGGCCAAGGUUGGCCUGCAGCCCUCCGCCAGGACCAGACGUCUGCAGGGGCUCCCCUGAAAGCCGGCAGUGCUGGUUCAGAAAAGGCAGGCGCACCACACCGAGGGCCUAGGAGUCUUCUGGCAACAGAGGAGGCUGAACCGGGGCUGCAGUCAGGGAGGCGGCACUGGGCUUCCUGGGGAGCCCGUCACAGGCAGGGCCUCUUCAGGAGGCAGGAAGGGCCAAGGUUGGCCUGCAGCCCUCCGCCAGGACCAGACGUCUGCAGGGGCUCCCCUGAAAGCCAGCAGGCAGUGCUGGUUCAGGGGGUCCAGGAACCAGGAGUUGAAGACCAGGGUCUGAGUUCCACUUCUAAACUCAGCACAGCAGAGGAGGCCCAGGCAAAGCUAGGAGUCAAGGUUCCCACAGAGCAAACGCCCUAGGAAGACAGGCGAUCUGUGAGGCCUAGAGUACCAUCUUAAGAGAAGGAGACUUGUAAGGCAGCCUUUGUCAGAGCCAUCAUGGACAAGGAGAUGCCUGCUGCUGGGAUGCCGAGUCUUCUCCAGAGUUCUCCUGAGAAUCCUCAGAGUCCACCGGAGGGGCCUGACCAGUCUCCUCUCCAGAGUCCUGUAAGCCCCUUCGUCUCCUCCACUUCAUUGAGUCUUCAGAGUCCUCCUGAGAGUCCUCCUGAGAGUCCUCAGAGUCCACCUGAGGGGCCUGUACAGUCUCCUCUCCUGAGUCCUGUGAGCUCCUCCUCCACUUCACUGAGUCUUCCCCUAAGGUCCCCUGAGUAUCCCAAGAUUCCUCCUGAGGGGCCUUCCCAGUCUCCUCUCCAGAGUCCUGUGAGCACCUUCGUCUCCUCCACUUCAGUGAGUCUUCAGAGUCCUCCUGAGAGUCCUCCUGAGAGUCCUCAGAAUCCAUCUGAGGGGCCUGUACAGUCUCGUCUCCUGAGUCCUGUGAGUUCCUCCUCCACUUCACUGAGUCUUCCCCUGAGUUCCCCUGAGGAUCCCCAGAGUCCUCCUGAGGGAACUGCCCAGUCUCCUCUCCAGAGUCCUGUGAGCACCUUCGUCUCCUCCACUUCAUUGAGUCUUCAGAGUCCUCCUGAGAGUCCUCAGAGUCCACCUGAGGGGCCUGUACAGUCUCCUCUCCUGAGUCCUGUGAGCUCCUCCUCCACUUCACUGAGUCUUCCCCUGAGUUCCCCUGAGGAUCCCCAGAGUCCUCCUGAGGGGCCUGCCCAGUCUCCUCUCCAGAGUACCCUGAGCCCCAUCCUCUCUUUCACUUUGUUGAAUCUUUCCCAGAGUUUCCCUGAGAGUCCUCAGAGUCCUCCUGAGGGGCCUGCCCAGCCUAUUUUCCAGAGUUUUGUGUGCUCCUUCUCCACUUCACUGAGUCUUCUCCAGAGUUUCCCUGAGAGUCCUCAGAGUCCUCCUGAGGGGCCUGCCCAGCCUAUUUUCCAGAGUUUUGUGUGCUCCUUCCCCACUUCACUGAGUCUUCUCCAGAGUUUCCCUGAGAGUUCUCGGAGUUCUCCCGAGGGGCCUGUGCAGUCUCCUCCCCAGAGUCCUGUGAGCUCCUCCUCCUCCAGUUCAUUGAGUCUUCUGCAGAGUUCUCCCGAGAGCCCUCAGAGUCCUCCUGAGGGACCUGCCCAGUCUCCUCUCCAGAGUGCUCUGAGCCCCUUGAUCUCUUCCACUUUGUUGAAUCUUUUCCAGAGUUUCCUUGAGAGUCCUCAGAGUCCUUCUGAGGGGCCUGACCAGCCUGCUUUCCAAAGUUCUGUGUGGUCCUUCCCCUCCACUUCACUGAGUCUUCUCCAGAGCUUUCCUGAGAGUCCUCAGAGUCCUCUUGAGGGGCCUGCCCAGCCUAUUUUCCAGAGUUUUGUGUGCUCCUUCUCCACUUCACUGAGUCUUCUCCAGAGUUUCCCUGAGAGUCCUCGGAGUUCUCCCGAGGGGCCUGUGCAGUCUCCUCCCCAGAGUCCUGUGAGCUCCUCCUCCUCCAGUUCAUUGAGUCUUCUCCAGAGUUCUCCCGAGAGCCCUCAGAGUCCUCCUGAGGGGCCUGCACAGUCUUCUCUCCUGAGUCCUGUGAGCUGCUCCUGCACUUUACUGAGUCUUCCCCAGAGUUUCCCUGAGAGUCCUCGGAUUCCUCCUGAGGGGCUGUCCCAGUCUCCUCUCCAGAGUCCUGUGAGCUCAUUCACCUCCUCCUCCCGCUCCUCCUCCUCCCCCUCCCCCGUCUCCCCCUCCCCCUUCUUCCCCUCCCCCUCUGCCACCUACCCUACCCCUCCCCCUACCCCUCCCCCUCAUACCCCUUCCCCUCCUUCUUCCCCUCCCACUCCCCCUCCCCCCGUCCCUCGUCCCCUCCCCCUUCCCCUCCUCCCCCUCCCCCUCCCCCUCCCCUCCUCCUCCUCCUCCCUCCUCCUCCCGCCUCCUCCCCCGCCUCCCCUCCUCCUCCCUCUCCUCCCCUCCUCCUCCUCUCCUCCCCUCCCCUCCUUUUCCUCCUCCUCCUGUUCAUUGAGAUUUCUCCAGAGUUCUUCUGAGAGUCCUCACAGUCCUCCUGAGGGGCCUGCACAGUCUGCCCUCCAGGAUCCUGUGACCUCCUUCUCCUUCAGUCCACUGAGUUUUCCCCUGAGUUCCCCUGUGUGUCCCCAGAGUCCUCCUGAGGGUCCUUCCCAGUCUGCUCCCCAGGGUCCCGUGAGCACCUUUUCCUCCUGUCCAUUCCCUCUUACCCUGAGUUCCCCUGAGUGUCCCCAGAGUCCUCCUGAGGGGCCUUCCCAGUCUGCUCUCCAGGGUCCUGUGGGCUCUUUCUACUCCUCCACUUUAUGGAACCCAUCCAGUGAAGAGUCCAGCAGCCCAGCAGAUGAAGAUACAAGAACCUCAGACACCUUACUAGACAGUGAGUCCUUGACAGAUAAUGAGUCCCCGACAGCCACUGAGCCCUUGUUUGCUCAUACACUGGAUGAAAAGGUGGAUGAGUUGGUGUGAUUUUCGUCAGCAGGUACAGGGGCUACUUUCCUAUGAUCUUCAGGAAAGCCCGUGAGUUCAUAGAGAUUCUUUUUGGCAUUGCCCUGACAGAAGUGGGCCCCGACCACUCCUAUGUCUUUGUAAAUACAUUAGACCUCACCUGUGAAGGGAGUCUGAGUGAUGAGCAAGGCAUGCCCCAGAACCGCCUCCUGACACUUAUUCUGAGUAUAAUCUUCAUAAAAGGCUCCUGUGCCUCUGAGGAGGUCAUCUGGCAUGUGCUGAAUGGAAUAGGGGUAUGUGCUGGGAGGGAGCACUUCAUCUUUGGGGAGCCCAGGGAGCUCCUCACUAAAGUUUGGGUACAGGAACAUUACCUGGAGUACCGGGAGGUGCCCAACACUUCUCCCCCACGUUAUGAAUUUCUUUGGGGUCCGAGAGCCCAUUCAGAAAUCAGCAAGAGAAAAGUAGUAGAGUUUUUGGCCAUGCUAAACAAUACCGUCCCUCGUUCCUUUUCACCCUCAUACAAGGAUGCUUUGAAACAUCUAGAAGAGAGAGCCCAGGCCACAAUUGACACCACAGAUGACUCCACUGUCACAGACGGUGCAAGCUCCGAUGUUUCCCAGCCCGUCUUCCCCUGAGCAAAGUCUAAGGCAGAAUCUUCCUUUUGAGUGUGAACAGGGCAGGCGAGUUUCUAUGCCAUGGAGGGCCCGGGUGAAGCUGGCGAGAACAGAGUGUUUGCGUUUCUGUUCCAUAUGGUAGUUAAGGGAUUUACCUAUUUUACUUUGGGGUAUUUUUCAAAUGCUUUUCCUUUUAAUAACAGGUUUAAAUAGCUUCAGAAACUUAGUUUAUGGAGUUUAUGAAUAUUAGUCACACAUGUGCUGCUGUUUAACUGGUUGAGGGGUAACGGUUUGAUAGUUUGUAAAACACACACACACACACACACACACACACACACGAUUGGGAAAACCUGCCUUAUCUGUGGUCUGUCACACUUUAAUAUGGUAUUACUGUAGCAAUUUUCUUUAAAUUGUAAAAGAACUCUGGAGUUGAAUAGUGGAACAAAACAAAGGAUUGUUAAUAUUUGCAUUUCCUCAUACCCUUUAGUCUGCUGUUCUUGAAAAUUAAAGAUACGUACCUGGUUUUCUUGGCUUGUUUAAUAAAGUAGCAGAGAUUAAAUGAUAAUAAAUAAAAAUAUC
Callithrix jacchus (white-tufted-ear marmoset) is the source of this 4381-nucleotide messenger RNA. The record is from RefSeq and is a predicted model, not a curated record. Lineage: Eukaryota; Metazoa; Chordata; Mammalia; Primates; Cebidae.